AUGUUUGAUCAAAACAAUGAAAUUAUAUUAGCAUGUGUAACUAUAACUCAAAAAUUAUUAUUACAUAAUAUUAAUGAAAAUAUAGAAAAGCGAGAUGUUAAACAAAAACUUUUAGCAGAUCUUUUAUGUGAUCGAUAUUUAAUUGAUUUAUUACCUUUAAUUAAUCUAACAUAUUUUCAUGAAUCAUUAUUUCUUCGUGGUAAAGUUCUUGUACUUCGUCAACAAGAUAUAGCAGAUGAAUACCUUCGACAAUUAAUUGAAACACCAUUAGCUGAUUCAAUUCAAAUUCGUUGUCUUUUAUUAUUAUGUGAUUGA
Messenger RNA from Rotaria sp. Silwood2, 315 nucleotides. NCBI's taxonomy places the organism in Eukaryota, Metazoa, Rotifera, Eurotatoria, Philodinida, Philodinidae. The record is from the annotation of a GenBank genome assembly.